AAGCCACAGUCUCAGAGGAAGGAUGAGGGUUUCACUUGAACUGGGCAAAGUGCAGGUUUCCUAUCACAGACGUCUCACGAUGGACGAAGCAUCUCUUCUGCGUUUGCUCUCUCUGAUCUCGCUGCUGAGCUGCACGACACAACAAGCCUCUCUGACUGCGACUCCCAGCAGCUCUCAGUUCUUUAAAGGCGACUCCGUGUCUCUGAGCUGUGGCGAGGACGACGGCUGGAGGCCGACGAGGAACACGACCAAACGACAGAGGACUCGGUGUGGACUCGACUGGGGAAGAUCAACUGGUUCCUCUUGUAAAAUCAGUCUGAUCGCCACGUGGGAGAGUGGAACUUACUGGUGUGAGUCCGGAGAGGGAGAAACCAGUAACAGCAUCAACAUCACUGUCACUGGUGGAGCAGUGAUCCUGCAGAGUCCUGUCCUCCCUGUGAUGGAGGGACAUGAUGUCACUCUGCACUGUAAAACAAAGACCCCUCCCUCCAACCUCCCAGCUGCUUUCUAUAAAGAUGGCUCCCUCAUCACAGAGACUACAGGUCACAUGACCAUCCACCAUGUUGACAAGUCUGAUGAAGGCCUCUACAGCUGUGACAUCAGAGGUCAUGGAGAGUCUCCGCCCAGCUGGAUCACUGUCACAGGAAAACCUGUAACCUCAGCUCCUCCCACCUCAGCCCCGCCCUCUUCCUCAGCUCCGCCCCCUUCCUCAGUCCCCCUCCAGGUUGUUUUCAGAGUGCUCUACCACCUGGUGAUGUUCUGUCCGUACUUCAUCUCCACUGUCAUUAUGGUGUCUUUAUAUCGACAGAGACACACAGGACAACACCCACGUGUCUCCAUGGCAACUGCACCACCCACCCAGGCUGAGCAGAGAUUGGCCGAGGACCGUGAUGACAUCGUGACCACUGAGCAUCACUUCUGAGCUGAAUAGAGUUUAGUGUCAUCAAUGCAUUUAUAAUAUAAAAUCAUUUUUUCUUUC
Seriola aureovittata is the source of this 979-nucleotide messenger RNA. RefSeq names its product Fc receptor-like B. Gene Ontology annotation, molecular function: transmembrane signaling receptor activity. The coding region runs from base 23 to 922 and encodes 299 amino acids. Gene Ontology annotation, biological process: cell surface receptor signaling pathway. Lineage: Eukaryota; Metazoa; Chordata; Actinopteri; Carangiformes; Carangidae. The transcript is spliced from 6 exons. The record is from RefSeq and is a predicted model, not a curated record.